Messenger RNA from Peromyscus leucopus (white-footed mouse), 2690 nucleotides. Its product is annotated as zinc finger protein 431-like. Lineage: Eukaryota; Metazoa; Chordata; Mammalia; Rodentia; Cricetidae. Gene Ontology annotation, biological process: regulation of transcription by RNA polymerase II. Gene Ontology annotation, molecular function: RNA polymerase II transcription regulatory region sequence-specific DNA binding; DNA-binding transcription factor activity, RNA polymerase II-specific. Gene Ontology annotation, cellular component: nucleus. The record is from RefSeq and is a predicted model, not a curated record. Bases 100 to 1935 code for a protein of 611 amino acids. The transcript is spliced from 4 exons.
CUUACAGGCUCAGCGCUUGCGAGGAAGUCGGAAGUUGCCGCUUGCGCUGCACCUUGGGCUUGAUUGUGUGGGGAGCUGGGUCAGCUCGGUAGCCCCACCAUGGUGAGCGAGUGGUUGCUCUCCACAGAUGGGGAAGAAUGGUGGGCCAAGACGAGCGAGGGACUGCAGUCCCCAGGCAGAGAGGAGUGGCCGGCCAUGAAUGCAGUGACCUAUGAUGAUGUGCAUGUGAACUUUACUCAAGAAGAGUGGGCUUUGCUGGAUCCUUCUCAGAAGAAUCUCUAUAAAGAUGUGAUGCUGGAGACCUACUGGAACCUCACUACUAUAGGCUACAAUUGGGAAGACCAUAACAUUGAAGAACAUUGUGAAAGUUCUAGAAGACACAAAAGACACAAAAGAAAUUAUACUGGAGAGAAAACCCAUGAAGUUAUUCAAUAUGGUGAAGCCAUUGCACAUCAGAGUAUUCUAAAAAUACAUAAAGGAACUCUUAUUGGAGAGAAACACUAUGAAUGUAAUCAGUAUGGUAAAGCCUUUGCAAGUCAUGGUCAUCUCCGAAUACAUAAAAGAACGCAUAAUGGAGAGGAACCAUUUGAAUAUAAUCAAGGUGGUAAACCCUUUGAAAGUCACAGUAGUCUCCAAGUACAUAAAAGAACACAUACUGGAGAGAAGCCCUAUGAAUGUAAUCAGUGUGGUAAAGCCUUUGCAAGUCACAGUAGUCUCAAAAUCCAUCAAAGAACACAUACUGGAGAGAAACCCUAUGAAUGUAAUCAAUGUGGUAAAGCCUUUGCAUAUCGCUGUACUCUGCAAAAACAUAAAAGAUUGCAUACUGGAGAUAAACCGUAUGAAUGUAAUCAAUGUGGUAAAGCCUUUUCACAACUCACUAAUCUUCAAAUGCAUAAAAGAACACAUACUGGAGAGAAACCUUAUGAAUGUAAUCAAUGUGGUAAAGCCUUUGCAUAUCAUAGUUAUCUACAAAUCCAUAAAAGAACACAUACUGGCGAGAAACCCUAUGAAUGUACUCAAUGUAGUAAAGCCUUUGCAUUUUAUAGUAAUCUCCAAAUACAUAAAAGAAGACAUACUGGAGAAAAACCCUAUGAAUGUAAUCAAUGUGGUAAAGCCUUUGCUGAACAGAGUCUUCUUCAAAUGCAUAAAAGAACACAUACUGGAGAGAAACCCUAUGAAUGUAAUCAAUGUGGUAAAGCCUUUGCAAGUCAUGGUCAUCUCCAAAGACAUAAAAGAACACAUACUGGAGAGAAACCGUAUGAAUGUAGUCAAUGUGGUAAAGCCUUUGCAAGUCAUGGUCAUCUCCAAGGACAUAAAAGAACACAUACUGGAGAGAAACCCUAUGAAUGUAGUCAGUGUGGUAAAGCCUUUGCAUUUUACAGUAAUCUCCGAAUACAUAAAAGAAGACAUACUGGAGAGAAACCCUAUGAAUGUAAUCAAUGUGGUAAAGCCUUUGCUGAACAAAGUCCUCUUCAAAUGCAUAAAAGAACACAUACUGGAGAGAAGCCCUAUGAAUGUCCUCAAUGUGGUAAAGCCUUUUCACAACUCACUAAUCUUCAAAUGCAUAAAAGAACACAUACUGGAGAGAAACCCUAUGAAUGUAAUCAAUGUGGUAAAGCCUUUUCACAACACAGUCAUCUUCAAAUGCAUGAGAGAACACAUACUGGAGAGAAACCCUAUGAAUGUAAACAAUGUGGUAAAGCUUUUGCACAUCAGAGUACUCUCCAAAAACAUAAAAGAUUACACACUGGAGAGAAACCCUAUGAAUGUAAUCAAUGUGGUAAAGACUUUUCACAACUCAAUAAUCUUCAGGCACAUACAAGAACACAUACUGUAGAGAAGUCCUUUGAAUGUACUCAAUGUGGUAAAGCCCUUGCAUGUAUCAGAAGUCUUCUAAAUCAUGAGAAAAAGUCAUCCUGCAGAGAAACUCUGUGAAUAUACUCAAAUCAUCCUGUAAAGAAACCCUGUAAUUGUAGUCAGUGUGGUCAUGUUUUGCAUUUUGUGAUAGCCUUUUACAAGAGUAAAUUUUUAGUUUGCAACCAAUCUGUUAAUAUCACAGUAAUCUUUGAUGAUCUGAAACACUAAUACCAGAGGGAAUAUGACAAUAAAAAUUUGGUAAAAUUUUUGAACAAGAAAAAAAUCCGACAAUAUCAACAGUCUUGUCUAGCAUGAUAAUAUCCAUUUUUUACUUUGUUUGCACCUUCAUACUCAUUGACAACAGCCCUACUUAUUUAAAGAAUAAAGUAACUCUUUUAGAUUUCAUACUUCUCUUCAAUUACAUGAAAUGUCUAAUUCAGGUGUAAAAGUUUAUGGAUGUGUAUUAGUGCCUUUUCUGUUGUUGUGACAAAACACAAUGUCUAUGUCAACUUAUGAAUGUUUAGUCCUUAGUUCUGGAGGGAUACAGGAUCACCAUGAAAGUGGCAUAGCAAUAAAUGUCAGACUUGGCAGGUGAAGCAGAAGGCUAGGAUCUCACAUCCUCAACCUGCAGCAUGAUCUAUUACAUAAACCAAUUCAUAAUGAAGAAAACCUCAGUAAAUAAACCUUUAGCUACCUGAAUACCUGUGUUAAAAGAAUAAGUACUUACAAGAGAAAAUUAAUGAUAGACUCUUGGAUCUUCUUGUAUUGGGAGUUACAAGAAGUUGUCAAAAACCUGACCUUGGUCCUGGGAAUAAAGUUUUCUUAACUGCUCA